AUGUUGUCCUUUCUAUUUAUGACUCGUUUGGGUAACGCACCUCACGUGACCAGUCGUGCUAACAGUUAUGACUACCUUCAGUCGUAUUUUGGAAAGAAAUCGGAGCUGAACGAUAGUAUUAUUGACAUGCGGUUAUUAUUUUUGUUAAUAGGCACUAUUGUGGUUAUUGUGUCUGAUAGGUUGGUGGCUGAGGAGCUUUGCUUUGUUAAUAAAAUGAUGAUAAAUUCAUCCAGGAUUCCAUCUACAAUUCUUAAGAGGAAAAAGAGAUCAAUGACUUUUCCAAAGGGAAGCGCCUUUGUUCUAACAACAACGCUUCUCAAGUCCAUUCAAAUCCGACAACCAACCAACUGGAAUCUUGAUUUAGAAUUUGACAUGAUCUGGCCAAUUCCAGAGGGAGUCGAUGUGCGGAAGCCAUUAACCAUGCGAAGGUCAAUUUGGCCCCACAGACGCCAAAGACGCGAACUUUAUGCUAAUUUUGAAUCGGCAUUGGAUAGCCAAGGUCUGCCUGGAAGUCAGUGUAUUUUACGUACUAUUUGUGAAUCUAAAUUUAUCUUAAAUCCUCCGGGAAUUUCUCUUAUUGAAGAUAUUUUAAGAGUUAUAUUUAGCUACCCUAGGAGUACUACAACCAUUCACGAUGAUUAUGAUAAAGCACAUUUGACAAAACUUGAUUGCGAUAUUAUGUACCCAUGUCCAUGCUCUCUUCUAGAUCUAUUGCUCAACUAUCACAAUGAUGUAGAAAAAUACAAAUAA
Messenger RNA from Ceratosolen solmsi marchali, 750 nucleotides. RefSeq lists its product as uncharacterized. The record is from RefSeq and is a predicted model, not a curated record. The transcript is spliced from 5 exons. Bases 1 to 750 code for a protein of 249 amino acids. NCBI's taxonomy places the organism in Eukaryota, Metazoa, Arthropoda, Insecta, Hymenoptera, Agaonidae.